Molecule: messenger RNA, 1050 nt
Organism: Callithrix jacchus (white-tufted-ear marmoset)
Lineage: Eukaryota; Metazoa; Chordata; Mammalia; Primates; Cebidae
Product: adenosine 5'-monophosphoramidase HINT1
Molecular function (GO): catalytic activity
Source: RefSeq, a predicted model, not a curated record
CUAAAGUUUCUUGUAGUAACUUUCAAAAGUUGGUCUUUAAAGUGUUCUUGCUUUUGUGUCUACUCAAAUUCCAAUUGAGUGCCUGUGUGCUAGCUGGUGAGUUUGGAUUGAGAAAGUCUGAAGAGAAUAUAGUUGAUGGUAAGUGCUAGGUCUGUAGUUACUUAACGAACAGGGGGAAAAAAAGUACACUGGUUAGGCAAUAAGUUUUAAGCAGAAAGUUUCUUAUAUAAUGUGUACGUGGUUUGAGGGAAGAAAGUUCUCAUUGCUUCUUACCACUCUUUAAAAAGGCUCAAGAAGUCCUCACAGUUUGAGUCUGCAGUGAUACUAAAUGCUUCCAGACUUUAUUACCAGGCAGUGUGCAUGUUGCUGUGGCCCCAACAUAAGCCGUUUGUCUUCAAUCACUGUAGUGAUUCCAGCCAGCUGUCAUUCUAGAGGCUUCAGGUACUCAUUUAAGAAUGUAGUCCCUUGGCCGCCCCGCAGGAGAGAGGCAGAGAUGGCAGAUGAGAUCGCCAAGGCUCAGGUCGCUCGGCCUGGUGGCGACACAAUCUUCGGGAAGAUCAUCCGCAAGGAAAUCCCAGCCAAAAUCAUUUUUGAGGAUGACCGGUGCCUUGCUUUCCACGACAUUUCUCCUCAAGCACCUACACAUUUUCUGGUGAUACCCAAGAAACAUAUAUCCCAGAUUUCUGCAGCAGAAGAUGAUGAUGAAAGUCUUCUUGGACACUUAAUGAUUGUUGGCAAGAAAUGUGCUGCAGAUCUGGGCCUGAAUAAGGGUUACCGAAUGGUAGUGAAUGAAGGUUCAGAUGGUGGACAGUCUGUCUAUCACGUUCAUCUCCAUGUUCUUGGAGGUCGGCAGAUGCAUUGGCCUCCUGAUUAAGCAUGUUUUGGGGAUAAUCUUCCCUUCUCUAGGCAAUGAUUAAGUUAGGCAAGUUCCAGUAUGUUAAGUGGCACACUUAUUUUUGCCUGUGUAUGGAGAGAUUCAAUAAAUAAUUUUCAAACCGGAUACAUAAUAAAAGACAUUGUUGCAUGGUUAAAAAAAAAAAAAAAAAAGAA